Messenger RNA from Clonostachys byssicola, 1386 nucleotides. The record is from the annotation of a GenBank genome assembly. NCBI's taxonomy places the organism in Eukaryota, Fungi, Ascomycota, Sordariomycetes, Hypocreales, Bionectriaceae.
AUGCCGAAGAAGAGGACGCGUCCGGCAAAUGCGGCACAUACUUUUGCCUUUGUUUCUGUCAACGAUUUCGGACAGGUGCAUCAGGCAGUUGAUAGGAGACUGAUCAGAAGUCACUGUAUGAUCGGUAAAAACAAGAGAAGGCCAGAUCCUGAAGCCAAACCCUCCAAGCAUGGCAGUGGUCGGGGUGCGCAAGCCGAGUCCCAGCAGCCGAUUCCCGUAGCCCCCCCUUCCGACCUAUCACUCGUCAAAUUCGUCAAGGAUAUCGACUCACAUACACGGAAACUCCUCUUCGAGUACUUCGUCGAGUCAAACUCUCUCUUGUAUCCCCGUGAACUCGGCAUUGACUAUGAGCGCAGCAGGAGCUCCUGGUUUGUGUGGCUUUCGUACGACCUGGGAUUCUUCCAAUCAGUCCUGCUCAGCGCGUCUGCCAUGGUAGACUACAAGACGAAGAAGCCAUUCAGCAACGCGACGCACCAACACUUGCAAAAGACCAUUGGUCUGUUGAACGAGCGCUUGUCGGAUGAUAACCUCGCCCGGAGUGACGCAACUAUCUCCAUAGUGCUCAACCUUACUAGGCUUGCCGACUAUUCCGGGGAUGAAGAGGCCAAGAGGACACACAUCGGCGGUCUUCAACGGCUAGUGCAUCUACGUGGGGGUUUGGAUGCGUUCCGGUCCAAUAACAAAAUGUGGAUCAAGCUGAGUCGUCUUGAUUUCGGCCUUUGUCUCGACACUAGACAGCACUUUGAGACCGAGCCUGCGUUUUGGGGUCCGUUAUUCGACUACAAGAGACCCCUUCCAUCCGAAAACCCCAUCUAUGGUCUUAUACCGGAGUUAUCUGCGUUCGAAUUCUUUGUGGAUUCCAGACUGACCACCAUCUUCCGCGAUCUGCAGUAUUUCAGUGCGCUUCUCAACACUGCAGUCCUCCGCAAACGGACCCUCAGCGAUAAGCAAUUCCACCAAAUUGUGUGUUCCAUCCAACGCCGUCUCAUGCGCCUGCAAGGUACGCUACCUGAUCUCCUAGGAGAGUGCUUCCGCUUGGGCAUGCUGGCCUUCCUCGCGACGCUAUUUCAGGUUCCACGGACGCCAUGUAGCUACCCAUACCUCGAAGCCCGGCUCAAGGAGGCCUGUCAGUCCAUCGAGACGACGCCGGACCGGCAGGAUAUACUAAUGUGGCUACUGAUGGUCGGCGCUAUGACGGUGUACAAACCCGAGGAACCCUGGUUGCGCGAUCGAUGGCUUUCGGACGUGUUGCCCUCGACGUGGGCAAAGGCGCGAGGAAGAUUACAGAAUAUUGUAUGGAUCAACGCUCUGCAUGAUCAGCCGGGUAGGCAGGUCUUCGAUGUGAUGAGCAUGAAGAGGCCGGAUUGCUUUCAUUUAUCUGGUUGA